Messenger RNA from Colletes gigas, 1841 nucleotides. RefSeq names its product aprataxin-like (gene Aptx). Gene Ontology annotation, biological process: single strand break repair; double-strand break repair. The coding region runs from base 374 to 982 and encodes 202 amino acids. Gene Ontology annotation, molecular function: single-stranded DNA binding; DNA 5'-adenosine monophosphate hydrolase activity; double-stranded RNA binding. NCBI's taxonomy places the organism in Eukaryota, Metazoa, Arthropoda, Insecta, Hymenoptera, Colletidae. Gene Ontology annotation, cellular component: nucleus. The record is from RefSeq and is a predicted model, not a curated record. The transcript has 3 exons.
UACGUAAACGUCAAUCCGAGUAAAUUUCACGGUCCACCAUUUCGAAAUUAAACAGAAUUGAACAAGUGUAAACGCAAUGGAGGCGAAAAUGUGCGAUAGUAAUCUAAUCCAUACAUAGAACGAGUAUAAAUUAAGCAGUCUUCCUAAACUUAUUUACGUUUCUUGUUCAGCAAUAAAAUCCAUAUAGCUAACAUAACCUCAAAAAUGUUUAUACUAUAACUUUGACCAGCACAAGGUUGUUAGAGUGUCGAGUAAGUCCUUUGCACAGGUAGUGAUAUCUCUAUUAUUUGCAUUCUGUUAAUAAAUGAGAUACUGAUACUACAGCAAACAUUGCAUCUUGCUUGAUAACAAACUAAAAGAGUUACUGGUAACUAUGAAACGUAAACCAAAGUUAACAUCAACCGAUGCAACUACUCCAAAGAAACAUCACUGGGCAACAGGGUUGCUCGUUUCUAUGGAAGAUCCUGAUCUAAAAGUGAAAGAGGAUGACAAAGUGGUUGUCAUCAAAGAUAAAUACCCGAAAGCCCAAUUCCAUUUCCUAGUCCUACCAAAAGUAAAUAUACCUUCGCUGUGGCAUGUUAAAAGGGAGAAUGAGGAUUUGUUGCUACACAUGGCAAAAGUAGCAGAUGAUCUAACCAAGGAACAUAAAGAGUCAGAAUUUUAUAUUGGAUAUCACGCUGUGCCGAGCAUGCAACGGUUACACUUACAUGUGAUCAGUACAGACUUCAACAGCCCCUGUUUGAAAACGAAGUAUCAUUGGAAUUCGUUCACGACUCCCUUCUUCUUACACUCUAUAGAUAUCUGUAACCAAUUGCACGUGAACGGCGAGCUGAAGAAGUUGAAGUCCGAGGACAGCGCCGUGUAUUUAAAUACUCCGCUGAAAUGCCACAAAUGUCCCGCCACCCCGAAAAAUAUGCCCGAUUUAAAAAAACACUUGUUAACGCAUUUGGCGCAACGAAGAAGCACCAGUGGCGCCGAUUAAUGCAACAAUGGUAAACGAUCGGCGUGUAUGGGGAAAAUUUUAACGAAAUAAUGAAUUGUUUGUUUAAAUAAUUAAAUGUGUUUCUGCAUUUUAUGGUUCCCUCGAUAAGGGAGGGAUUCAACUUGCCCUCUUUCCGGGUUUAACGCACUUCUGCAAAUCGAUACGUCAAAUUGUAUAGAACAUUAAAUAAUUUUAAAGAUAUAAUUCGUUAAAGUUAGAUACGUAUCUUAGGUUGUAUAAAAUCCAGUAAUUAUUCGAUCGUGACAGCUAUAGACAUGGACGUUUCUCUAGUUGCAAAAAGUACAAUCAUCGCGCCACUGCUAUUUCGUUAAAAUCCGUAUUUACCAGUAUGCAGCGUGAGUUAGUAAUUAUUUCUAUCUUUGCAAUCAUCAAAUAAUGUUUUACACAUUACGAUAGAGUCCUGUCAUGUAAAAGCGCGUUAAAGUAGAAGGGUGACGAGUGGAUACCUUCGCUCGCAAGUUAUUAGAUGAGCUUCUAACACUAGUACGCAUAUAUGUCUUAUCUUCGAGAAUAUAUUCGGUGUCAAGUAGUCUUUUAAAGCAUCGACCCAAUGACAUAGUUAACAAUACAUAUUAAAUAAUUUUGAAUUUGAAACUUCAAUAUAGUUUCAUUAUUGCGAAUCUCAACAAUUUUAAUAGUGGCUAGUCCAAUGCAUGAAUAUAAUUUGCACUUUAAAAACAAUUCUUCCUGCGCUACUGUAUUAUUUUUAUAUUGUAGAUACGAAUAUUUGUAUUAAAUGUUUAUCAUUAACAUCUGUGACAUGUAUAUUUACGUUAAUAAAAACUACAAAUUCAGACUAGUUUCAACGUUAUUACUUAUACCCGUCCGUUAGUAAGAG